Messenger RNA from Rotaria sordida, 2019 nucleotides. NCBI's taxonomy places the organism in Eukaryota, Metazoa, Rotifera, Eurotatoria, Philodinida, Philodinidae. The record is from the annotation of a GenBank genome assembly.
AUGGGUAACUACUCGAAAGCACUUGAAUUUUACGAAAAAUCACAUAAAAUAAGAGAAAAAGCUCUGCCUCCGAAUCAUCCCGAUUUGGCUAGUUCCUACAACAACAUCGCUUCGGUGUAUAACAACAUGGGUAACUACUCGAAAGCACUUGAAUUUUACGAAAAAGCACUUAAAAUCUACGAAAAAGCUCUGCCUCCAAAUCAUCCCGAUGUGGCUGCUUCCUACAACAACAUCGGUCUCGUGUAUAACAACAUGGGUAACUACUCGAAAGCACUUGAAUUUUACGAAAAAGCACAUAAAAUCAGAGAAAAAGUUCUGCCUCCAAAUCAUCCCGAUUUGGCUACUUCCUAUAACAACAUCGGUGGAGUGUAUAAGAGAAUGGGUGACUACUCGAAAGCACUUGAAUUUUACGAAAAAUCACAUAAAAUCUACGAAAAAGCUCUGCCUCCAAAUCAUCCCGAUUUGGCUAGUUCCUACAACAACAUCGCUUCGGUGUAUGAUGGUAUGGGUGCCUUCUCGAAAGCACUUGAAUUUUACGAAAAAUCACUUAAAAUAAGAGAAAAAGCUCUGCCUCCGAAUCAUCCCUUAUUGGCUACUUCCUAUAACAACAUCGGUGGAGUGUAUGACAACAUGGGUGACUACUCGAAAGCACUUGAAUUUCACGAAAAAUCACUUAAAAUCCUCGAAAAAGCUCUGCCUUCGAAUCACCCUCAUUGGGCUAGUUCCUACAACAACAUCGGUGGAGUGUAUAACAACAUGGGUGACUACUCGAAAGCACUUGAAUUUUACGAAAAAUCACUUAAAAUCCUCGAAAAAGCUCUGCCUUCGAAUCACCCUCAUUUGGCUAGUUCCUACAACAACAUCGGUAUGGCAUAUUCCGUCAAAGGAGACUACUCGAAAGCACUCUCAUUCUUAGAAAAGGCACUUAAAAUCUACGAAAAAGCUGAGCCUUCCAAUCAUCCCUCAUUGGCUACUUCCUACAACAACAUCGGUGAAGUGUAUGACAACAUGGGUGACUACUCGAAAGCACUUGAAUUUUACGAAAAAUCACAUAAAAUAAGAGAAAAAGCUCUGCCUCCCAAUCAUCCAAAUUUGGUUCAAUCCUGCAACAACAUCGGUGGAGUGUAUGACAACAUGGGUGACUACUCGGAAGCACUUGAAUUUUACGAAAAAGCACUUAAAAUAAGAGAAAAAGCUCUGCCUCCAAAUCAUCCCUUAUUGGCUACUUCCUACAACAACAUCGGUUUGGUGUAUGACAACAUGGGUAACUACUCGAAAGCACUUGAAUUUUACGAAAAAUCACAUAAAAUAAGAGAAAAUGCUCUGCCUCCAAAUCAUCCCGAUUUGGCUACUUCCUACAACAACAUCGGUGGAGUGUAUAAGAACAUGGGUGACUACGCGAAAGCACUUGAAUUUUACGAAAAAACACUUAAAAUCGACGAAAAAGCUCUGCCUCCGAAUCAUCCCGAUUUGGCUGUUUCCUACAACAACAUCGGUCUCGUGUAUAAGAACAUGGGUGACUACGCGAAAGCACUUGAAUUUUACGAAAAAGCACUUAAAAUAAAAGAAAAAGCUCUGCCUGCAAAUCAUCUCGAUUUGGCUAUUUCCUACAACAACAUCGGUAUGGCAUAUUCCGUCAAAGGAGACUACUCGAAAGCACUCUCAUUCUUAGAAAAGGCACUUAAAAUCUACGAAAAAGCUGAGCCUUCGAAUUAUUCCAAUUUGGCUAAUUCCUACAACAACAUCGGUGAAGUGUAUGACAACAUGGGUGACUACUGGAAAGCACAUGAAUUUUACGAAAAAUCGCUUAAAAUUGAAGAAAAAGCUCUGCCUCCAAAUCAUCCGAAUUUGGCUAUUUCAUAUGGCAACAUCGGCCAAGUGUGUAACAAUAUGGGCAAUUACUCCAAGGCACUUUCAUUUCUCGAAAAGGCGCUAGCUAUUCAACAGAAAACACUUCCGCCAUCACAUCCUCAUAUUAAAGAAACGAUUCGUAGAAUUAACAAUGUUAAAAAAGUGUAA